CACAACAGCAGUUAACGCAGUUGAAAAUUCAUAAUUCAGAAACUCAAUCGCAAGUAAUAUUCCAACACAGUAUACACAAAAAAUGGGUGAAAAUAUCGAAAAGUCCACACUACCCUAUCAACUAUUUCUUUAUAAUGAGGAACUACGUCAUCCAAAUCCGAGGGUGGUACGUCGCAUUAAAUCAAAAGUGGAGCUAACCGAAACGCUAAUUAACGAAAACAUGAAGAAUCUCGACAACUACGGAGGCGCCGAUUUGAUGGCAAUAAACCGACAGGUGGAUUUUAAGGAGGAAUUAACAGAGAAAAUUGAAAUAAUUAAGGAAUGUCACAAAACAAUGAAAUCACAAAAGAAUUCAAGCACUUGGCUAUAGAAAAGGGAUGUGGAAAUGACUCAACAUAUCGUCUAAAUUUAAAAUUCAAGACGACGGCCAAGCGGCGAAGCCAUCAAAACCCACACAGUUUAAAUCGUUAUACUCCCAUAAUUAAUUUUAAUUUAAGUUUAAUUUACU
Bactrocera latifrons is the source of this 508-nucleotide messenger RNA. RefSeq lists its product as uncharacterized. Bases 83 to 370 code for a protein of 95 amino acids. The transcript has a single exon. The record is from RefSeq and is a predicted model, not a curated record. Lineage: Eukaryota; Metazoa; Arthropoda; Insecta; Diptera; Tephritidae.